CCUUCGCCCCAGCUGCUCCUUGUUGCAGCCUUGGCCGGGAUCCUGAGUCCCACUGAGGUGGUGGCUGAGCCGGCGGAGGAGGCAGGUGCCCGUUGUCCUGAGGGCCUGUGGCCUCUGCCCCCUCAGGUGUCACCAAGAGUGACCUACACACGGGUGAGCACAUGGCAGGCUGAGGAUGUCAGUUUCCUCUACCAUCCCUGUGCCCACCCCUGGCUGAAGCUCCAGCUUGCCCUUCUGGCCCAUGUUUGUGUGGCCCAGCCCUCACUGGCCCCUGACUUCAGCCUCACUAGGGAUCGGCCCCUGGUGCUGGCAGCAUGGGGAGUGGCGCUGGAGAUGGCAUGGGUAGAGCCAGCCUGGGCUGCCCACUGGCUGAAGAGGAGGCGGAGGAGGAAGCAGAGGAAGGAAAAGGCAGGGUUCCACUCUGACAGCCUUUCUGAGCCCUCUCCCUUAGUGCCAACACCGGGCAGAGGGAAGCCGUCUCGGAGAGGGUGUGUGCAGGCCCCAGCUUUGGCCUUUACUCUGCGGAGCUGGCGGCCCCCAGGCAGAGAGGUGGCAUCUAGAGGGUUCAGGCAGCUCUCUCCUGGUGGUGCCAAGAGGCGUGGGCUGCGGGCUGCCCUUGGUCUCCAGCCUACCCCUUCAGUCCUGAGGUUCCCCUCCGCAUUCCCAUGGAGCUUGGAGGCCAGGCAGCCCAUAUUAGGAACCCCGGGUGAGCAGGGUAAUGCCCCUUCUGUGCCCACUGCCGCACUGCUGCCUGGGAGGCCUGGAGGCAAUGCCAGCUCCAGGAUAGAGGCUCAGGUACCCAAAGCGCAAAGCAGCCCAGGUGGCUGUGCCUGUCCAAGUCAGGCUUCCCGGGCCCCUCAGGCAGCAGCACCUCCGAGGGGGGCCAGGGGCCCCACCCCACGCACGGAAGAGGCUGCCUGGGCUGCCAUGGCCCUGACUUUCCUGUUGGUGCUGCUCACUCUGGCCACACUCUGCACUCGGCUGCACCGAAACUUCCGACGCGGGGAGAGCAUCUACUGGGGGCCCAUAGUGGACAGCCAGGACACAGUCGCUGCUGUGCUGAAGAGUAGGCUGCUGAUGCCUCCGCGCCGGGUUAAGCGCUCGCGCCGGAGACCCCUCCUCCCACCCACGCCGGACAGCGGCCCGGACGGGGACAGCUCCGACUGACCUGACCCAGCCCUGCCACUGUGGCAGGUUCGGCCCCUCCUCCGGCCAGAAGGCCACGACCUCUGCCACGUGGAUUGCACCCAGUGUUGCCCUCUGGUGGCCAGAUGGAGCAGGCCUGCUUAAACAUUUGCAGAGGGGUUCUUCCUUAAUGUGUAAGGUUAGUGGGGAGAGGUAGCCAGGGGAGAAAAAGCUGUUUCAGUCUCCCUUACUAAAACUCCUUGUAUUUCUAAUUAAAUUAUUUUAGUAGA
Pteropus alecto (black flying fox) is the source of this 1415-nucleotide messenger RNA. It is a transcript of the gene TP53I13, whose product is annotated as tumor protein p53 inducible protein 13. The record is from RefSeq and is a predicted model, not a curated record. The transcript is spliced from 7 exons. NCBI's taxonomy places the organism in Eukaryota, Metazoa, Chordata, Mammalia, Chiroptera, Pteropodidae. The annotation marks the transcript as partial. Gene Ontology annotation, cellular component: cytoplasm.